GUGUCUUCUGUAGUUUUCGAUGAAUUCAUGAUCCUCAAACAAUGCUUGUCCAAUAUUACUGAACUUAUCAUUCCUGACGCACAUGUUCUUAGUUCUCAGCUGCGUCACCAUCGUACUCGGAGAUUCCGCUGGUAGCGAAUCAAACACAGUAAGCAUCAAAAUUCGUCCUAGAUCUACAUGCAUCUGUAUGCCUGGCAUAUUUUGUCCGUCCAUGUGUUGGCGUUAUAACAGGUAUCCUCAGUUGCAUGAGAAUCACAGAAUUUAUGGGGAACUUGAAGUGCUCAAUCAUUCGUACGCUUCAUUGAUCCUAUGCUAGACUCCAAACACCUACACAUACAAAAACGAUGUGGUAGGCAGCACAAU
This is a messenger RNA of Alternaria alternata, 363 nucleotides long. RefSeq lists its product as hypothetical. NCBI's taxonomy places the organism in Eukaryota, Fungi, Ascomycota, Dothideomycetes, Pleosporales, Pleosporaceae. The record is from RefSeq and is a predicted model, not a curated record. Bases 83 to 316 code for a protein of 77 amino acids. The transcript has a single exon.